Messenger RNA from Lytechinus variegatus (green sea urchin), 2538 nucleotides. RefSeq names its product TNF receptor-associated factor 3-like. The transcript has 8 exons. The record is from RefSeq and is a predicted model, not a curated record. Lineage: Eukaryota; Metazoa; Echinodermata; Echinoidea; Temnopleuroida; Toxopneustidae. Gene Ontology annotation, molecular function: zinc ion binding; protein binding. Gene Ontology annotation, cellular component: plasma membrane signaling receptor complex. Bases 453 to 2336 code for a protein of 627 amino acids. Gene Ontology annotation, biological process: positive regulation of JNK cascade; tumor necrosis factor-mediated signaling pathway; protein K63-linked ubiquitination.
UACGAUAGGUAUACAGAUAUAGGCCUUUUAUAUGUCUGUAAGUUCAAAUAAAAAUAUUUUUUCAUUGAGCUGAUUUCGCACCGUGCUAGUUAGUUUAGAAUUGUUUGUGGGAAUCCCCAACGAUCUUGGUGGCCUUUCCAGUCAAUCAUCUUCAUGUUGGAUGUUAUUCGGGUCUGCUUCAUACGUUCGAGAAAGCCUGCAUGCCAUCGAGCUUAGUCGCUAGUUUUUCACAGCAUUGCACAACGUUUUAUUUGAUCUUUCUGAUUGAGUCAUCUUUGACUGGAAAUACUUAUAUCGGAUUAUAUACCAUGCAUAUCUCGCAGUAUACCGGUAUCAUGUUUUGUUGUUGGUGUUUUUAUCUGUAAUGUUGGACAUAAAUAUCUUCCUGGACGGCCACCUGGAUUAUCCAAGGACGGUUCUAGCUGCAAGAAACAUCAAUAUCAAAAGAGAAGAUGCAAUUUAAAGAUGGAGCGACUCCAAUAGACAUUAGACCUACACAUUUUGAAAGUUUAAUCAUCAACUUAACAAUUCUGACUUUCAUAAUCCCAAGUGCAUUAAUCAAUCUAAAGGCACAUUUAAAUAAUCAAGUUCAUAUCAAACACACUUCUACAUUUCAUUUCAAAAUCAAUAAGUCAAGACAGGGAUUUUUAUCUAGCAGCAUGGCGGAGAAGGGAAGCGAGGUUAUCCCCAGCAUCAAAAGCUUGCAGAGUGACACCGGAGAUUCAGAAGCUCAACCUGGUUCAGUUGGAUCGUUUCAAGGGGCAUCACCACCUCCGUCAUAUCUGGAAUUGCCAGGAUACCCCCAAACUAUCUUUAAAAAUGCCCCAUCAGACAAUUAUCUUUGUGGAAUUUGCAACCAGGUAGCACGGUGGCCUGUACAGACAGACUGUGCAUGUGGAUUAUUUUGUCAUGGAUGUUUACAUAGAUAUAUAGGUGAUGAAACAGGAACACUCGAGUGUCCAAGAUGUCAAGAGACGUUUCCAGUUAAUGAGAUACAAAGAGACAAAGUUGCCCAUAAGAAAUUACUGAAGUUAGAUAUAGAAUGCCCUCAUGGGUGUGGAACAGAAAUGCUAUUAAGAGACUUGGACAAGCAUGAAGAAGAAUGUCAAUUUGUGAUAAUAGAGUGCAUUAAUAAACAACAAGGAUGCAAAGCACUUAUUAAGAGGAUUGAUCUAGUAAAGCACCUAGAAAAGCAAUGUGACUUUCGGAAAGUACCUUGUCAACACUGUAGGAAUCAGUUUCUCGCUCGAGAUUUAGAGGAACAUGAAAAGAAUUGUGCAUUUACAGAGUCUGUAACAAAAGUAUUAACGGACAAAGGCGAAGAUGGGGAAGCGGAAGCCGCAACAGGGAAGCUAGUCACUCAGGACCUCAUGAAGACAGUGGCAAUCAAACUUGAAGCCAAGAUUGCUGAAGUUAGGAGAAUGAUGACUGAAAUUGAGAAUCAGGGAAAAGUCCUCAAGAGUUUGUUUGAGGAUAGUAGGGUGUCCAUUAAUAGGAACCAGGACGCAUUAGUUGAUGUUGAUAAGUCUGUUAAGCAACUACAGAAAAUGGUGCUAACAAAAUUAAGCAAACUGCCAGACAUGGAGCGGAGCAUUGGGUCCAGUUUAUCUCGGACAGAGUUUGAGACUCACAAAGAUUCUUUCCGUGAGAUGAGAGAUGAUAUAGAUCGUCAAAAUGCCAGACUCAGCACGCUGGAAGAACAGAGUAAAAGUGGAGUAUUUGGAUCCACUGAGGGAAUACCUAAACAUCUCAAGGAUCAAAUAGCAAAUAAUACAGAUAGGGUGCAGUACUUUGAUGAACAAAUCAGCAUGUACUCGAUGCGUCUUGCCGAGCACGAGCUCCGGUUUCAGUUCCAGGAGACUGCUAGCUACGAUGGCACGCUCAUCUGGAAGAUCAAGGAGUUUGCCCGUCGGAAGCGGGACGCCGAUAAUGGAAAGACUCUAAGCCUAUACAGCCAGCCCUUCUACACCAGUCGCUUUGGAUACAAGAUGUGUGCCAGGAUAUAUUUAAAUGGUGACGGUAUUGGGAAGGGUACCCAUGUAUCUCUCUUCUUUGUUGUUAUGAAGGGUGACUAUGAUGCUUUGAUUCCCUGGCCGUUUAGUCAGAAGGUGACAUUAAUGCUGUUAGACCAAGAGACCGGUAGGCGUCAUCUAUCUGAUUCCUUCAGACCGGACCCAACGUCGACAAGCUUCCAACGUCCCUCUACCAACAUGAAUAUUGCCUCAGGAUGUCCCUUAUUCGUCUCUCAGUCGGUCCUCAAAGAUCCGGCCUAUGUCAAGGAGGAUACCAUUUUCAUCAAGGUUGUCGUGGAUACAACUGAUCUCUACGGUCCUUAAAGGUUCCGCCCCACAUGGACCCACCAACCGACCUCUAUUUAAAGACCCCUUUACACUUGGAGCAACAAAUCUCAGCUAGCAAAUUCAAUAGUGUUUAGUCUUCAAGUGUAUUGUAGUAUGAAUCAUCAUGUUAUGACUUGUGACAUCAUGAUGAAAUGACUAUGAUGACUUGAAUUUGUAAGUGCGAUCUUGGGGUAAUUAU